This is a messenger RNA of Vespula pensylvanica (western yellowjacket), 2456 nucleotides long. Its product is annotated as trichoplein keratin filament-binding protein-like. Lineage: Eukaryota; Metazoa; Arthropoda; Insecta; Hymenoptera; Vespidae. The annotation marks the transcript as partial. Gene Ontology annotation, molecular function: protein binding. The transcript is spliced from 3 exons. The record is from RefSeq and is a predicted model, not a curated record.
AGGGCUGGCCGUUUCCGUGAGAGGCAAUAUCAACUAGCAGCGGAGAAACGUAACGAGGCAUAUCUCAGACACACUUAUUACAAGGAGACAGCGAGAUAUUUCGAAAGAGAAAGUGGAAUAGCCAAACAUUACGACUCUUGGAACUUGAAGCUUGCUGAUCCGAAGGGUAAGCUUGAGAGGGAAGCUAAGAAAAAAAAAAAACUUGAUCAACUCCCAGCAAGGAGAAACAAAUUGAGAAUAUUAUUGAAGGAUGAGGAAGAGCUCUAUCAAAACGAAUUGGCCGAAUUGAUUAAAAAAAAGAAAUCUAAAGAAAAUGAUAUAACCUCGUUGGAGGUUCUUAAAAAAAAAUUAAAAGAAAAACGUAUGGAACAAGAUCUUUAUUUGCCUAAUUCGACUAAUUUACCUAAAACAAAUCAGGAGACUCAUCGUACCAAUUCGACCUAUAACAGCGAUAUGUCCAAUUGGAACGAUCAGAAGGAUCGAUCUGAUAAAAAUAUUGAUUUUUUAGCACGUAAUAGAAAAUAUUCAGCACGCUAUGCACGUAGGAGUUUGGAGAACACAAAUGUCAGGCCUGGCAAUGAUAUUUUCGACAAUUUAUCACGUCGUUUACAGGCACCAAUGAUGACUACUACGACAACUACCACUACGGUUAGCAAGCAGGUGAUGGAUGAUGACAAAGAAAAUCUUAAUGUUGACGAUUCAUCUACUUCGAACCAGGAGUCUACGAACGAAUCGGUUGAUCAGGUGGAUUCCUCGAUCAUUCCGCAGGAUGUUUCUGAUAAGGAUUAUACAUUGAACAGGACCGAACAAGAGAUAUCGAUCAAUAAUAUUGCGAACGAUAAGCAAAUAAAAACAGAUCAUUGUGAUUAUGAAAGAGAAAGAGGUUAUCCGUGGAUGAGGAUGGAUCCUAAUGUUAAAAAUCUUUCCGAAAAAAUGUAUCUUUAUUUGACUUACAAAGAGCUCAAAGAGAAGAUAGAUGAUCUAUUGAAAAAAGAGGAACAUGCUUGCAAUAGACAAAGAUGGGACGAUGCUAUCAGAUUAAGAGAUAUGAAGAAUGAAUUGGAAUUGAUUAGGGAGAAAAAGAUCUUUAAUAUGAAGAGUCUUACUAUGGAUGAGGAUAUUAGGGAUAAGGCUCUUAAAAAUAUCGAGAAGAGGGAACGUGAACUUGCUCUUCGGGAGAACGCUUGCACUGAUACGUCCAUGUAUAGCGACGGCGCAAAGGUGCUAUGGGAGGAAUGGGUUAAAGAGGAUGACAGAUUCGUGAUUAAGGAUGCCUCGACUCAAAGGGAAAUUCUGAUGAAGGUUUUAGAAGAGGAAUUUCAAAAUUUGGCUGUUGAGGACAGGGAACGAAUCGCUAAGACAUAUCAAAGUGUAUUCAACAACUUGCAUUUGGAAAAUCGACGUCAUUUCAAUGCGAAUUUGGUUAUGGAAGCCAAAUCAGAAUCUAAUAGAGCCGGUGAAGCAUAUUAAAGAUUAAAAAGAUAUAUAUAUAUGUAAACACAAGUAUGUUAUAUAUGUUAGAUCAGGCAUUUUUUGCUUCUCGUCUCUUUUUAUCUCUUUCUCUUUUUGUCUAUGUUUAUCACUGCUUCGCAUUUCUACUGUCGCUAUCAAUUUGUGGGAAAUCUAAUUUAUCUAAACUCAAACUAAUACAUUUUUGAAAGAAAGUAUUGUCAUUUAAAAGACUGUCAGAUUAGAACGAUAUGUGUGUGUGUGUGUGUGUGUGUUUUAUAAGAUCAUUUAUAUAUAUAUAUUUUUUUUUAUACAUAAUUUUUUUUCCUUUUUACCUUAUCUAGUUGUUUCUAAACUUUCAUUCAUUAUUAUUAUUAUUAUUAUUAUUUUGAUUAAAUAAAAUUGAAAGAUCGAUUAGUAUUAUAAAGACUGUAAGUUUAUCGUUGUAUUCUGACCCCUUCGAAUUUGAUAUCUUUUCUUUCUUUUUUUUUUUUUUUUUUUUUUUUUUUUUUUUUUAUUCUCCCUUUACUAAUCGUUUCUAGAUUAUUAUUUUGAUUAGAAAUUGAAGGAUCGAUUAGUAUUAUCAGGAUUGUAAGUUCGUUGUAUUCUGACUGUUGUGAAUUAGAUAUGUUCGAGGUAUUCUUUUUUUUUUUUUUUUCUUCUCCAAUCGUUCUUAAAUUGUUAUUAUUAUUUUGUUUAGAAAUUCGAAGAUUGAUUAGAAUUGUUAAGAUUGUUAGUUUGUAAAUUAGUUAUAUAUUGUUAUCCUGCAAAUUUGAUAUGUGCCAAUUGGAAUUAUCUAAUUAUAUUUAAGAGACAAAUUUUUAGCGAUCUAAUCUGCCAUUAAUUUUAUAUAGUAAUUAAAAAGAUCUCUAAUCAAAGGAUAAAGCAUAAUAAAGGAAAAACUUUCAUACAAUGUUGUAACGUGAAAGUAUAAAAUAGUUAUGUAUAUGUAAAAUGCAAGCUAUAUGGAUCAUAUUAAUAAAUAAAUAAAAGUUAAUCGUCAUAAA